CCUUUCCCCCCACGGCCCCCUCCUCCGAUCUCGGGCUCCCGCCUCCUCACUGCCUUCACCCUGUCUUGCCCACAGAGAUCCUGAUCAAGGUGCAGGUGUAUGUCAGUGGGGAGCUGGUGCCCCUGGCCCGGGCCUCCGUGGACGUGUUUGGGAACCGAACGCUGCUGGCGGCUGGCACCACAGACUCGGAGGGCGUGGCCACACUGCCCCUCAGUUACCGCUUGCGCACCUGGGUGCUGGUCACUGCCGCUCGCCCCGGCUUCCUCACCAACUCUGUGCCCUGGCGCGUUGACAAGCUCCCCUUGUAUGCAUCUGUGAGUCUCUACCUGCUGCCAGAGCGGCCGGCCACCCUCAUCCUCUAUGAGGACCUUGUGCACAUCCUUCUGGGCUCUCCAGGCGCCCGCUCCCAGCCCUGGGUACAGUUUCAGCGCCGGGCUGCCCGUCUGCCCGUCAGCUCCUCCUACAGCCAGCUCUGGGCCUCGCUGACGCCCGCCAGCACCCAGCAGGAGAUGCGGGCGUUCCCGGCCUUCCUGGGCACCGAGGCCUCUGGCUCAGGCAAUGGCUCCUGGCUGGAGCUGAUGCCCCUGGCCGCUGUGAGCGUGCACCUGCUGACAGGGAACGGGACCGAGGUGCCGCUCUCCGGCCCCAUCCACCUGUCCCUGCCCGUGCCCUCGGAGACUCGUGCCCUCGCCGUGGGCACCAGCAUUCCAGCCUGGAGGUUCGACCCCAAGACUGGGCUGUGGGUCCGCAACGGCACCGGCGUGAUUCGGAAGGAAGGCCGGCAGUUCUACUGGACCUUCGUCUCCCCCCAGCUGGGCUACUGGGUGGCCGCCAUGGCCUCCCCGACGGCCGGGCUGGUCACCAUCACGUCGGGCAUCCAAGACAUCGGCACCUACCACACCAUCUUCCUGCUCACCAUCCUGGCGGCCCUGGCCCUCUUGGUGCUCAUCCUGCUGUGUCUGCUUAUCUACUACUGCCGGUGAGCGCCGCC
Messenger RNA from Carlito syrichta (Philippine tarsier), 991 nucleotides. Its product is annotated as protein FAM171A2. The annotation marks the transcript as partial. NCBI's taxonomy places the organism in Eukaryota, Metazoa, Chordata, Mammalia, Primates, Tarsiidae. The record is from RefSeq and is a predicted model, not a curated record. The transcript is spliced from 6 exons.